AUGAUCCGAUCGCAAAGGAUAUUGCUCGCGUUGGGGCUCUUCGCGAAGCAAUGUGUGGCACAAGCGGCGGGGUGGCAGGCCGGCCAGGUGAACACAACCAUGUGCUACUGGGAUUCGCCUCGAGCUGCUGUAAUUCGAGAUACGCUUUAUAUCGAUGGAGGUUUAUUGUGGUGGAAGCCGGGGAUGAAUGAUGGAUCAUAUGGCGCUCCCACAUCUGAUGGGAACCCGCUUGGAUUAGUCUACCUUUUGAACUUUAGCACGCCGUUCGAUACUUCGCCAGGGCAGAAUCUCAGCUUGACAGCCUUUACAAACAUAUCAAAGGCUUCAAAUGGCGGGGCGGCAAACAAUAUCGGACCCCAGUACUACGAUGGGACAAUGUUCGCUAAUGACUACGAAUGGAUUACAUAUGGGGGACUUUUAUCCCCAACAGACGCCUUCAAAGCCCCGGGGGAAGAUUCAGUUCCCGCAUAUCAACAAUAUCCUCAAGUGCAAAAACAAUUCUCCUCUGGAUACGUCCUCGGCACAACGUCAACGGGAACUACAAGAUAUGUUACAAAUGGCGCCGGCGUUAGCGUUCCAUCAGAAAAUCUUGGAUUCUACAUGGGAGGUUUGAAAUCCCCAACCAGUGGUCCAAUAUACUAUCAACCGCCCCCUAUAAAUAGCUCCGUCGGGGCCAGCGUUUUGUCCGACACUUUGAUACAAGUGGAUAUGAGUACCGAGGGCCAGGAAACCUGGACCAACAGUUCCUUACCAACCAGUGUUCCCGGUCGUGCUAAUGCUGAACUUGUGUGGGUACCAGUCUCUGAGAAGGGAGUUAUUGUUGCUAUAGGGGGUGUGAUUAAUCCUGUAUUCGCUAAUAUCAACCUAACCCUAAACGCAUCCGAUACUGCUGAUAGUAAGGCUCAAAGCCCCAAAUUCAUGUCAACGGUGUCUGUUUAUGAUAUUGCAAAACAAAGUUGGUAUGAGCAAGCUACCACCGGCAGUCCGGGUCAAUUGACGCAAGGGUGUGCGGUUCUCGCAUCUGCACAAGAUGGCACAAGCCAUAACAUCUACUGGUAUGGAGGCUUUGACGGAAUCAAUAUCAAUGGAAACUUCAGCGACGAUGUCUGGAUUUUGUCGAUUCCAUCAUUCAUGUGGAUGAAGGUCAAUUCUGGAGUAUCAACCCACGCCCGCGCAGGACAUCGAUGCAUUAAGCCUUAUCCAGAUCAGAUGUUCGUUAUUGGUGGUUACGCAUCCUUGCCUGAUGAUUCCCCCCCUACAUGUCUUGACGGUAACCUGAUCCAAAUCUUCAACUUGAGCAGUUCCGAAUGGAUCACUUCAUACAAUCCUAAGAACUGGAGUAAUUAUACGGUUCCUUCAAUGAUAGCUGCCAUGAUCGGGGGUACUGGAACAGGCAGUGCGACUCAGACAGCACCAUCGCCAAGCGGGUUUUCAGAUAGCUCCUUGAAGGCUCUAUUUGCAUCUCCAUACAAUUCAUCCAAAAUUGUGAAUUGGUACCCUUACAAUCCAAGUACGACGCCAGAGCCCCGAACCACCAUUCUUCCAACCUCAGUCUCCAAGUCUGGAGGAACACCGUCAUACCUAGCACCAGUCUUAGGAGUCGUCCUCGGCCUAUUCUUCGUCACCCUCCUCCUCAUCGCAUUCUUGCUAUGGCGUAGACGCAGAAUCUUCAAGCAAAACGGUACCGGCACCCAAAGCGAAGCAGGAACACUAGACAACCGAAGAUGGGUAACGAAUUGGCUACGCGCCACACCCGUAGAUGCAAAAGCGCCGACUGUGACCACAGACGACACGCCGUCUAGUCCGGAUCCGUAUGGAGAGGAUUUCAGCAGGACCGACAGAACGGACAGGACAGACAUACCAGAAAUGGGAGGUUCGCAAGUCCACGAAAUGAUGGAUACCUCUAUGCCCACCGAGCUCGGCGCAGCACACGACACAGGAUUCGUGCCCCUCGCAGCAGCCGGCGCAGGUGCAGCAGCCAAAGGCCGCAGGGGAGUCACGCACUCGCCAUCAACAGGCUCGCACGCCUCGCAAGCAAGCUCCAUCUCCGGCAUAUCGCGCACCUCAGUCCCGCGCCCCGGACUCUCACCCGUACACCAAGCGCGCGCCGAUUCGCCUCCUCUAGGCGGAAGUCCAAGUGCUGACGCCAUUGUUUCCGUCGCCAGUAGCAGCCACUUGCGCGGCAUCAGCGAUACGUCGGUCAGCACCGACGGAGGAGCAUACGCUACACCUAGCGAGGGUUUGGAUCGCGCCCGCAGAGACCUAGCUGCGUCGGCGCCAGAGGGGAAUACGCGACCCAAUGUCGUAAGUCCGCUUACCUCUCCGGAAAAUCCAGCACAGGAAUCGAGUGAUUAUUUGGCGGCUUCGCCUAGCCCACCUCCAAAUUCUUCGAAUAGGAAAAGCCAGUUCUCGGAAAAGUUAGACGAGGCCGGUGGCGAGAAGUGA
Lachnellula hyalina is the source of this 2445-nucleotide messenger RNA. RefSeq names its product Kelch repeat-containing protein. The record is from RefSeq and is a predicted model, not a curated record. Gene Ontology annotation, molecular function: protein binding. Bases 1 to 2445 code for a protein of 814 amino acids. The transcript is spliced from 4 exons. Lineage: Eukaryota; Fungi; Ascomycota; Leotiomycetes; Helotiales; Lachnaceae.